AUAUAGAUUCUCCAUACUUUAAAUCUACGAUUUUUGUGUAUGCAUUAUAUAUGUCAUGUGUAAUCAGAAUGGGUCAAAAAUUCCUAAGGUUGUAGUUUUACAAUCUGAAAGAAAAAAAGAUAACCUAAAAAGUCUCGAAAAGAAAGUACAUUGAUUUGUAAAAUCACUUAGGGACUUUAGGACCACUUGGUACUAUAUUCUUAAGAUAAUUCAAUAUCAUUUUUAAAGGUUGCUUGGACUGAAUUUUGAAAACAAAUCAUAACCAAUAGAAGAUUGCCGUAUUCUAUUAAUAUCCUUACUCCCAGGUCGUCUAUAAUGUUUAAAAUUCUCGGGAGUAAGAAUUUUUUAAAAUAAUAAUUUUAUUUUUUAAUAUUUGAUCGAUAUUGGAAAAUGAACAUGCAAUUGCAUGUAUGACAUAUUUUUUCAUAAACUAUCAUCUUUAACCUCUAUACGUAUUCAACUAUAUAUCUUUGUUGAAUACGAACGUAUCAUAGUAUAUACAUUAUUCAGUUUAAUCCACGUGCUGAAUGUUUUCAAAUUAGAUCAGAAGGCCAUGCUUGUAUUAACAUAAAUUGUCUUAUAUGUGAAACUAGUAAAUAUACAAAAAAUCGAAAAAUUUAUAUAAAUAAGACAACAGGGUUCUUUAUGUGCGAUAAAUGCAGGUGUAUUGGGCCAUGGAAUAUAUUAGAAAAAUUAUUAUCAUUAAAAGUAACUAACAAAAAAAUUAAGGAAUUAGAAGAACUUAAAAAGAAUUUAUCAAUGGAUAAAAAUUAUGUAGAUGAAUGGAAAAUUAUAAAGGAAAAUUGUAUAGAGAUUUCUAAAUUAUCCAAAGAUAAAUAUGACAAAAUUUUGGAUAUGCUUUCAUUGAAGAAUGUAUUGCAAGAAGAUAUAUCUACAUUAAACUGUUUAUACAGUGAAGAUAAAAAUGCUCUUUAUUUUCCACUGUACGCUUUUGAUCAUUAUCUUGUUGGCGUUAAGCAAUUUUUCUUGGAUACUGGAACUGAAAAAACGAUUCCAACUUCAGAUGUCAGUGGCCUUAUAAUUUAUGGGCACAAAAAUAUAAAAAGCGACGCUAGUGCUGUUGUUAUACCAACCAUUCCAGAUCUGUUAGCACUAAUAUCUCAACAAUUAGUGAACGUCAUCAUUUGUUUACCAUACAAUUUACAAUACUUACCUCAGCAGGUAUUGCCAAGUCUAGAAAAUUUUAAAAAAUUAACUUUAUGGUUUGGAAAUGAUGAUUCAAGUUGGGAUGCAGCACGACAUUUCUCCAAAAAACUGAAUGAAGAAAGAUGUUACUUUGUAAGAUCGACUGAUCUACAACCUAGCCCAAAAGUUGCUGUUGAUUUAGAAUAUGAUAUUAAAAAUAUUAUAUAUAAUGCUCAACCAAUAUGGCAUCAAAGUAUUACUACUUUUCGUUAUUUAAGACAGGACGUUUUAAGUGAUUUACAAAAUAUUGAUAAGGUUCAAGGUGUAAAAUGGAAACGGUAUCCAGCUCUAAAUCGUAUUUUGAAAGGCCAUAGAAGAGGGGAAUUCACAAUAUUAACUGGUCCAACUGGAUCUGGUAAAACUACAUUCAUGAGUGAAUAUUCAUUAGACUUGGCAAUGCAAGGAGUUAACACAUUAUGGGGUAGUUUUGAAAUUAGAAAUGCACGAUUAGCAAGGACAAUGUUACAACAAAUGGCAGGUGUUUCCCUUUAUGAUAAUAUAAUUGAUUUUGAUAUGUAUGCAGAUGCUUUUGAAAAGUUACCUAUCUAUUUUAUGACGUUUCAUGGGCAACAAAGUAUUAAAAUUGUUAUGGAUGCAGUAGAGCAUGCAACAUAUGUGCAUGACAUAUCUCAUGUGAUUAUUGACAAUAUGCAAUUUAUGAUGGGAAUUUCUGAUGAAUCCAAACACAUAGAUAGAUUUUGGAGACAAGACAAAAUAAUUUCUGCAUUUAGAAUCUUUGCUACAAAAUAUAAUUGUCAUGUUACACUUGUAAUUCAUCCGAGAAAAGAACGCAAUGACGAAGAACUAACAACUUCAUCUAUUUUUGGAAGUGCUAAAGCAAGUCAAGAAGCUGAUAAUGUUCUUAUUAUACAAGACAAGAGACUUACUAGUAUAAAAGGAAAAAAAUAUUUACAAGUAGCCAAAAAUAGAUACAGUGGCGAUUUGGGUAUCAUGAUAUUGGAUUUUGAUAAAACUAGUUUAAGUUAUGGAACUAAUAAAAAAUCAAAAUCUGAAACUAAAAGUACUACAAAGUCUGAUUCAGAUAAAGAAUUAAAAUUAUAAGAUACAAUUAAAACCAGAAUCAGGCAUAAAAAUUAAUUUUCUUAUACAAUAUUUUUAGUGAUUUUGUAUUAAUUAAAAAAAAAAAAA
Messenger RNA from Vespa mandarinia (Asian giant hornet), 2355 nucleotides. RefSeq names its product mitochondrial DNA helicase (gene mtDNA-helicase). Lineage: Eukaryota; Metazoa; Arthropoda; Insecta; Hymenoptera; Vespidae. Gene Ontology annotation, biological process: mitochondrial DNA replication. Gene Ontology annotation, cellular component: mitochondrion. Gene Ontology annotation, molecular function: 5'-3' DNA helicase activity; ATP binding; single-stranded DNA binding. The record is from RefSeq and is a predicted model, not a curated record.